Folsomia candida is the source of this 1136-nucleotide messenger RNA. RefSeq names its product rab-like protein 2A. NCBI's taxonomy places the organism in Eukaryota, Metazoa, Arthropoda, Collembola, Entomobryomorpha, Isotomidae. The coding region runs from base 258 to 938 and encodes 226 amino acids. The transcript has 6 exons. Gene Ontology annotation, molecular function: GTP binding; GTPase activity. Gene Ontology annotation, cellular component: Golgi apparatus; endosome. The record is from RefSeq and is a predicted model, not a curated record.
CACGUCGUCAAUCAUCUGCCGUUUUUCUGUCAACUCUGCCACGACCGACCGAGGAGCAGUAGCACCAGCAGAAAUUUCAUUUCACUUCCCUUCGUCAUUCUCCCCUCGUCGCAAUCGCGGUUCGGUUGUCAGUUUAGUUUCUCUGGGAAGUUGUAAUUGUGCUUUCACCACGGCGGCACGAGGGUAGUUUUCUAGUCACUCAUUUGCUCAGUAGGAACGAAUUCUUUUUCGGUGGUCAUCAUCACAUCGUCAUCAUCAUGUCUGAAGAAACGUCUGAUUCCUCCUCCAAUCUGAAUAAUUCCUUUGAUGACUCUGCCGACAAUUCAGAUUUGACUGUGAAAGUGAUUUGUCUCGGUGAUUCGGCAGUGGGGAAAUCAAAGCUGCUGGAACGGUUUUUAUCGGAUAAAUACAAACCACAACAAGUGUCAACGUACGCCCUGACGCUGUACCGGUAUCGGUCCAAGGUGGAAGGGGAAGUCAUCAAUGUCGAUUUUUGGGACACAGCGGGUCAAGAACGAUUCCAAUCCCUCCACCCGUCGUACUAUCAUCAGGCGGAUGCAUGCGUCAUAGUCUUCGACGCGACGAGAAAGGUCACUUACAAGAAUUUGUCCCAGUGGUUUGACGAGUUGAGACAAUAUCGUCCAGAGAUUCCUUGUUUUUGUGCGGCGAACAAGAUUGACUCAAAUAUGGAUAUUACCAAUCGCACAUUUGCUUUUCCGGAGAGCAAAGGUAUACCGUUGUACUAUGUGUCGGCUGCCACUGGAUCAAAUGUGGUGAAGUUAUUUCGCGAUGCUAUCGAGGGAGCUGUUAAAUACAAGAAAAAUCCAACACAUUGGACUGACCAGAUUUUUCGAGAGCUUGACAAGACGUCAAUUGACGAGAAAGAUGGCGAAGACGACGAGUCCCCAAAAAACUCAGUAACGCCAAGCAAAGAUUGAACAGGGCCGAAAAAUAACCAAAAAAUUCUUGUGAUAUCUCAAUAAAAUAUUUUAGUUAGAGUGUAGUAUCAUGAAUUUAGGAGAGGAAUGUGAUACAAAGUUAUGAUUUUGUAUAGGUUUAUAUACGGUCGAUUGUAAAAAAAUUACCUGUGAAAUCCUGUAGAACCUUAAAAGAACAAUUAUUCGUUCAAAAUGUUA